AUGCCCCGACAAGGAGCUGCUGCUGCAGAUUUCGAGGAGAGGAGCCUGAACAAGUGGGCGCGACAACAGGAACACCUCCUGCGCUCGCGCCGGCUGACUGAGGGGCGCGCGCAGGCGCUCCAGAGGUGGAUCCCGUGGGGCGCCGGUCAGAAGGACAGUGUUUGGAACCAGUCUUACGACAGCUUGCGUAACUGGCUCCGUGCGCACGCCAACCGGUGCCCGACGAGAGCGAACAACGCUUCCAAGACAGAGAAGUCUCUGCGUACCUUCGCAGACAACUGCCGCCGUUUGUACACCCGAUCACCGGCCUCCGAUGCAGGCAUUGCCGUUCGUCGGUGCGAGCUCCUGCGCGCUCUGCCGGGAUGGGACACCAUGGGCACGUCCUCGACAUCGCCAGAAGAACUGCGCCUUGCUGGGUGGAUCCAGAGGCAGCGCGCUGCGUACCACUCUGUUCCGCGCCGCGCCGCUGGGCUUCACGACGAUCAACAAGGCUGCGCCUGGGCCUCGGGGUGCGCUGCGCCUCCCGUUGCGAGCUUCGCGGGUCUUCGAUAUUGCUUGACCCAUGACCGCAUACUUCGUGCUGAACGCCCCGCUGUCGCAUCUAUUGCGGACUACAGGGACAGCUUCUUCGUCCCGCACCAGGGGGGCGCCCUCGCGAGCGUCUGUGACCAAUGCGGCUCCCACAACUUCGAGGAAGAGCGGGUGCAACGAGCAAACGCUCGGACAAGCAUGCUCGGGCACUUCAGCAUUUGCUGCCAGAACGGCAAGAUUACUCCUGCCCAGAUCCGGACGCUGCCAUGCCCCCCGCCAGAGCUACUCGACAUUCUGCGGGGCACUUCGCGAACGCACCAAGCAGCGCGAGCCGCCCUCAAGAUGUACAACCACGCUUUCGCCUUCGUGUCCUACGGGGCGUCUUGCUUUGUAGACCAGGCUCCAGGGCGCGGCCCACCUGUUGUGAUCUGCCACGGCACCGUAUACCACAACUCGGGCUACCUGUUCCCCCGGGACGGCGACGCCCCCACGUUUGCCCAGGUGUACCUGUACGACCACAACGAGGCCGUGAAGGCGCGCACGGACAACCCUUAUCAUUCCGGGAUCAACGCCGACAUCGUGGAGCACUUGCAGCGCAUGCUCGACCGGGUCAACCCGUACGUGCACCAGUUCCGACACAUGCGGGACAUCGUUCGCAACCACAACCCCACCAACGUGCAAUUGUGCAUUUCCCAGACGGAGGGCCAGGACAUGCGCCGCUACAACAAGCCCCAAACUUACGAGCCAGCCGUGGUGUUCCGCAGCUCCGACGGCGUGCUUCACGGCACCCGGGCGGCCGCUGUGGCCGCGGGCAGCGAGACCACCUUGACGGCGUGGUUCCGCUUGAACGCAGAGCCGCCCGACGGAUUUACGCCUCCGGCUCGCUCGCUGCAUUACGCCGAGGUGCCGCAGUUCUUCUCCUGGAGCCGCAGCAGUUUCUCGGACCUCGCCACCGUCGUCCAUUCGGACGGCAAUCGCCAAACAUUCUACCAGCGGCGAUGGAACGACGACACCUCCACGUGGGAGAACUCGGACGUGCCAGAUUACCGGCGAGCAUGCGAGGAGCAAGGCUUUGCGAACUCCAGCGACGAGUACGCCCGCUGCAUGGAGGAGGCCGCUCGCCCACGGAGCGCCCCAGCGCUGCGCCGUCUCUUCGCCAUGUUGCUCCUCCAUUGCGAGCUCGCCUCCCCCGUGACCUUGUGGCAGCGAUUCGCGAAUGACCUCUGCGAGGACUUCCAGCGGCACCUCAGCGAGACCGACUCGGAGAACGCAGCGCUUCUGCACGUUCAAGAGGCACUCAGCCAGGCUGGGAAGACGCUGACGGACUUCGGAUUGCCAACGCCCACGGGCCACGACGUCGCGGGCCUGCAGCCCCGAGAUGUUCGUAGGGAAACCGCCUACGACGCAGAAGAGGAAUGGACAUCUGCGCGGUCCCAUCGGUCUAUGAUGAACGACGCGCAAGCGAUCGUGUUUGACCAGGUCGCCGACGCCCAUUCGCUGCUGAACCACCCUUUGUGGCGCGCGGGCGUUGUGGAGGUCCACGCCCUGACGGAGAACAUGCGGGCCAGGGGCGACGCCGAUUGGCAGCGUUUCCUCUUGGACAUCGGAGACGGCCGCGCACCGACCUUUCCGGACAUCCACCCCGAGGCCGUGCGCCUGCCCGACAACAUCGUCGCCCCCAGCCAUUGGGGGCCGGAGGACCUCGCGCGCGCCAUCUACGCCGACAUCGCUGCGUCAGCGGCGAGGUGCGUCGGGGGCGACGUGGCCGCCGAAGACUUGCAGUACUUCUGCGAUAGGGCGAUUCUCACUCCGAAGAACGCGACGGCCGACUCAGUGAACGUCGCUAUAUUGCGCGAAGCUUUCCCGGACACGACCGUCACGUACUACAGCGUGGACGACGUGGACGCCGCGUCGCCGGCGGAGCGGGACCUCUGGCCGACGGACUUCUUGAACAGCCUCACGCCGUCUGGACUGCCGCCCCACGAGCUCGCGCUCGCGCCGGGGGCCCUGGUCAUGUUGCUCAGAAAUUUAGACGCCGACGCGGGCCUGGUCAACGGAGUUCGCGCCAUCGUCGUCCGCGCGCAGCCCCGGGUCCUCGACCGCGGAGCAGUCGUGGACGCCCCAGCGCCUCCUGAGACGCUGUUCCAAACAUGCGCAGCCACAGAGAACGACAAUCCCAGUGCAGAUUCCGCCAACCCCAUGCCCUCAACACAGCUACGAUGCGAGGCCGCCAGCUCAUCGAAGCAGAGGGAGCGAUUCACCGGAUUCUUCGAGCGGCAGCGCGGCGCCCAUUGCGGCAUGCACGCGCUCAACAACGCCCUGGGCUUCGCGCUGCUCGACGAGGGGACCAUGGAGGCAUCCGCCCAUGCAUUCAUCGAGCAUGCCGCUUUAGACGGCCUCCCACAGCGCCUGCGCGACCACAUGAGCCCCUCUGGAGGUUAUUCCGAGGCGGUGCUGGCGUUUGUGCUUCAACGAUGCGGAAACAGUUUCUCCUUGAACCUCAAUGCUCCCGUUCUACCACAGGACGCGAUGAACAUUUUUGCGCCUAACGUGGUCGGGGUCGUGGUAAACCAGAACAACGCACAUUGGAUUGCGGUGAAGGCUGUGUCCGGCCGAAUCUGGAAGUUGGACAGCGCACCAGGUGAUGGACGUAGUGUUGCGGAGCCUGUACUCUGUGAGCUUAGCGACUUCCAGAAGCUCCUGCGCAGACAUCCCACCGCGUACCCACUGCUCGACAUCCGGCCGCGCACGUAG
Messenger RNA from Prorocentrum cordatum, 3285 nucleotides. NCBI's taxonomy places the organism in Eukaryota, Dinophyceae, Prorocentrales, Prorocentraceae. The record is from the annotation of a GenBank genome assembly.